Molecule: messenger RNA, 1293 nt
Organism: Talaromyces stipitatus ATCC 10500
Lineage: Eukaryota; Fungi; Ascomycota; Eurotiomycetes; Eurotiales; Trichocomaceae
Product: aromatic ring-opening dioxygenase LigB subunit, putative
Exons: 5
Coding region: 418-1245 (275 amino acids)
Molecular function (GO): zinc ion binding; oxidoreductase activity, acting on single donors with incorporation of molecular oxygen; ferrous iron binding
Source: RefSeq, a predicted model, not a curated record
CUUGCGAGAUGCGACAGCCACUUUGUAGCCUUUACUGGCGAAGUUUUCUGCGACGGAGGCACCAAUUCUGGGACCGGCGCCGAGAAUGAGAACAACGGGAGCUGCCAUUGUAACUUUUGAAGAGAGGAAUCGACUUGUGAACGAUUUGACUUUGCUCUUGGAUCUGGAUAACAAUGAAGGAGCCAUAUUGGAGUCGCUUUGGGGGGAUAUGCCGUCUUAUUUAUGCCUAUGAGUCCAGAUAUUAUUAAAAGCAUCUCGGUAUAAUUCAUUGAUGAGUCCGAGGAUUGAUAAUCAGGAGCCUGUUCUUUUAUUCGAGACUUCCCCUCUUCCCCAAACAUGUCAAGAAAGGUCAGAAAUAUGGCGCAAUGCCCUCGAUUCUCUCACUAAUCCGCACAAAUUAUUUCUGUCCUACUUACCAUGACCUCCUCCAAACGCACGCCGGUCUACUUCCUCGGCAUCGGCGGGCCAAACUUCAUAGGAGACACAAAACACCCAGCCUACUUCAAACUAGCCGAAGUCGGUCAAGAAAUCACGCAAAAAGUCCAACCAAAAGCCGUGGUCGUAUUCUCAGCUCACUGGCAAGGUGGUCCCAAUACAAUUCAGAUCAACACUGCAGAAAAGACGGAUCUGAUCUAUGACUUUUAUGGGUUUCCACCGCAUUAUUAUGAAGUUGAGUAUCCGAAUAGGGGCAGUAGGGAAGUUGCGGAGAAAGUUAUGGAGAGGCUAAGCGCUAAGGGUAUUGAUGUUGAGCCUGUGAAAAGGGGUCUUGAUCACGGAGUUUGGGCUGGGUUUAUAGCUGCAUUUGAUCCGAAGAAGAACCCAUUAGAUGUACCGAUUGUAGAAGUCUCGAUAUUCGGUAGUGAGGAUUCAGAUCAACAUUACCGCGUGGGUGAGGCACUACAGAGUUUACGAGAUGAAGGUAUUUUGAUUAUGGGCGCAGGCAUGGUCGUCCACAAUCUUCGCGAUUACCGGUCUAUCAUGAAUACGAACAAAGUUAUGCCAUAUGUUUACACUUUCGAUGAAGUUCUCAAAGAAGCUGUGACCGUUGCUGCAAAGGACCGUCGAUCUGCAUUGUCUACACUGAUGAAGCAGCCUCUUGCUCGACAGGCUAAUCCCACUUUUGAGCAUAUCUUGCCGCUGCAUGUUGCCGCUGGUGCUGCUGGGGAGGACGUGGGCGAACGAUUGUGGACUUUACCAGAGAAGAGUUUGAGUUGGGCUCAGUAUCGAUUUGGCAGCGUAUGUUGAUAAUAUACCGUGCACUCGUGUAAUCAUGCUAUCAGCUAGAUACCAACA